Penaeus vannamei (Pacific white shrimp) is the source of this 7211-nucleotide messenger RNA. The record is from RefSeq and is a predicted model, not a curated record. NCBI's taxonomy places the organism in Eukaryota, Metazoa, Arthropoda, Malacostraca, Decapoda, Penaeidae.
UUUAGCUUCCUCAGUGAUAUGUAGGAUUCUUAGACAUGUGGCGGCAGAUUUUCAUAGGCCUACUGAUUUUCACGUUUUUUGGUAUUAAUAAAGUGCAGUCCUUCUCUUCUGCCGUUGUAAAUUCACUCGAUUCUCCUGAAGUUAACGCGACAGUUACCAACAAGGAACACAUAAGAGUCAGCUGGAGGCGAGAGGGACCGUGGAACAAUGCGAGAACCUUCUACGUCGACUUCGAAGCUGGUGGGGAAAGGCCUACUGGGAGUCCCUGUACAGGCCAGCUCAUUCCAUGCAAUACGGACGUUUGUACUCUGAACAGCAAGGAGCGAUGUCCCGCUUUUGGUCUCUGUCGGGAUGUGACCGUCGUCGUAAGAGGUCAGGGCUAUGAUUCUGAGGGAGUAUCCGUCCGGACAGAUGGCUACAUACCCGCCUUCGUCAGCGUAGACUCGAACCACGGAACGCUCAAUGUGUCCUGGUUCGGGCCGCCAGCAAACGGAGACGGGGACUGCUACGGCGGCUCUGUGCUCACCGUCUUCACGCCCUGGACGGAAUACAGCGCCGCCUUCCCCGGAACCCUCAGCCGCUACGAGCACACGCAGGCUCUGACGGCGUGCGACGUCGGGAGGGUCACGGCGUCCCUGCGGUCUUCCGAUCUCAUGGGGAACGGCGGCGAGGUGACGGACAGCACGGAAUACUUGGGGGAAAAUGCAUCUCCCGUUGUCGGCGACCUGAAAUCCACACCAGAACAUAGAGGCGUCUUUGUACAAUGGGAGCUGCUUGGGAAGUGCUCAAGGGUGAAGUCCUUUCACCUGGCUUGGACGCCUCCAGACGCCGGGGGAGAAGUAAAAGUAUCAGACACAUUUGCCAACAUAACGGGCUUGUCUCCCUGCCAGCAAUAUCUACUCAGGGUGCAGCCGCUGGAGGGCCUAGAAGCCUUGGGAGGGCAAGAGAGUGAAAUACUGUUCACAGAAUCUGAAGUUCCAGAAGCACCAACCAACGUGACAGUACUGACAGUGGAUGGCAUGCCAGACCGCCUCAAAGUCACCUGGAUGCAGCCUCCUUCGCCCGGUCCCCUAUGCCCCAUCACCAACAACAUCAUCAGCUGGUCAAGAGUCGACACAGGUGGCUCAGCUGGCGAGGUCGAAAUCGCUGCCGGUUGGACACAUGUCAUCACCGGACUGGACCCUUGUGCCCAAUACAGGGUCGCUGUCAGAGCUAUCACUGAAGAGGGGUAUGGAGACCAAACUGAAGAUUCUGGUAUUACGGGAAUGAUAGUUCCACAAGCAUCAGACAACGUGACAGUAGUGACAGUGGAUGACAUGCCAGACCGCCUCAAAGUCACCUGGAUGCAGCCUCCUUCGCCCGGUCCCCUAUGCCCCAUCACCAACAACAUCAUCAGCUGGUCAAGAGUCGACACAGGUGGCUCAGCUGGCGAGGUCGAAAUCGCUGCCGGUUGGACACAUGUCAUCACCGGACUGGACCCUUGUGCCCAAUACAGGGUCGCUGUCAGAGCUGUUAACAAGGAGGGGCAUGGAGACCAAACUGAAGAUACUGGAAAUACUGGAAUGAUAGCACCACAAGCUCCGUCCAGCAUAACAGUACUGAUGGUGGAGAACGAGCCAAACCAUCUAGGUGUGACCUGGACCCAGCCUGCACCUCCUGGGCCCGUGUGUCCCAUUACGAACAACAGUGUUCGCUGGUUUCAAAAUGAGACAGGGGAAACAGUUGGCCAGGUUGAAAUUAUUGCUAGCACAGCGUAUUUCAUAACUGGCCUCAAAGCCUACACAAAUUAUACGAUAUAUGUGGCUUCUAAAACAGAGGGAGGCUUUAGUCCAGAGAGGAGUGCAUAUAACACCACUGAUCAAGACGUUCCCGGACCUCCAAUAAUAUCUUCCCUGGAUGUCGUAACUCCUUCGUCCCUGCUGGUUACUUGGGAACGACCACCUCAGCCCAAUGGCAUCAUCACGAGGUACAAGACUGAAUGGAGAUAUGAAAAUCAAAAUUAUUCAGCAUAUGUGAAUGGCAACGAAAGUAAUUACGAAAUAACAGGUUUAACAGCUUGUGUGUUUCACGAAAUAAGUGUUAUGGCCGAGACAAUUAAAGGUUUUGGAGUAAGAAGCUGCGACAAUACAUCAAUGGCAGUAGUCCCAGAAGCCCCAGGGCAAGUUGAUGCUGUCAUGGUGGCCAACAUGUCAGACCAACUUUGGGUAACAUGGAGCCAGCCCGAUCCAUAUGGAAACUGCACCAUUAUUAACAACAAAGUCACGUGGAUAUGGCAGAACCAGGGGGAAGAUAAGCAAAAUGAUGCGACCAUACCAAGCGCCUCCAAUUAUACCAUCAGCGGCCUGAAACCUUACACUAUGUACACUGUAUGCGUUGCAGCUGAGACAGAGGGAGGCUUCGGUCCCCAUGGAGAGUGUGACAAUGUUUACACCGAGGAAGACACCCCUGGUCCUCCUGAAGUGACCGACAUAGUGCAGUCGUCCAACGGCAUCUACCUGGCGUGGCAAACACCUGAUGAACCCAAUGGAAUAAUACUGCGCUAUAACCUGAGUUGGAUCAAUAUGGGCGAGGGCAGUGACAAUGGCUCCGUGAUUUUGCCAGCUGACCAAACGAGCUAUGAGAUCACGGGCCUACAGAGUGGUUCUGUGUACUGUGUACUGAUAUUGGCAAAGACUUCCGCCGGCUGGGGCACGGUCUCGGAAGAAAAGAUUUCAACCAAGGAGGUCACGACGUGGAUCUACUUCCUGCCAGGCGUCGUCUUGGCCGUGCCUCUCAUCGCCAUGUUGGCAAUGUUUGUUAUGCGGAGAAUGAGAAGGAACACAAGUUAUUACGACUUCUCUUUCAACAAUGAGGGAUUUAUAUUAGACAAAGGCUCAACUGAUGACAACCAAGCGAUGGAAGGCGAGGACAGUCAGGAAAGGUACUCUGCCGUGGACCAUGACGACUCCACAGUCAGCGAAUUUGGUCCAGAAAGGAACGUCAUAAGCAGUAAUAACGUUUCUGGGGAAUCUGGAGAUAUCGAUCAACAUGACGGCUAUGUGUCCCUUAAAAUAGAUGAAGUUAUUGCUGAAAAUGUUCAUGAAGAUCAAGAUGAAGGCCCAGUCGACACCGAAUCGAGUUUGGAUAGAAAUAGGAUUGAUAACCUUGGAGGAUCUGAAGAUGUGUUACAAGUUGAAGUUGAGGAAAGCGAUACUACGGACAGACAUAAUGAAGCGGAAAAUGACCAUACAUCAUUUGGCGAGGACCAUGAAGAAGUCACAGCUGCCAGCGUGUCAAGUUCGGAGGGGAGCAUCUUAAGCACAAAAAAUGUUUCUAGGGAAUCUGGAGAUCAUAUUCAUCCUAUUGUGCUUGAGAGUUCCAGUGGAGAUAGUGAAGUAGAAUCAAAUAAUAGCAAGUGCGGGCCCUUAUCUAAGCCACAAGGAGAAAUCAUGGAAAAUGAUUUGUCAUAUCUUGUGGCACACAAUGCUAUCGCAAUGACUGAGGGUAAAGAAAUAUUGGAAGCGAAGAACAUGGGCCUCAUGCACAAGGCGGCAAGAAACGGGCGUGCUGACGAGGUGCUUAAACUGUCAGAAAAAGGCGAAGAUCUCUCUGCUUUAACCAGUGCCACCAAGAACACCCCACUUCACUAUGCAGCCUAUGAAGGACAUACCGAAGUUGUAGAAUUACUACUGCAUAAGCAAUGUGACCCGAAUCCCUCUAAUGCUACUGGUGACACUCCUCUUCAUCUUGCUGCAAUAAAUGGAAAGAUCGAUGUUGUGAAAAUAUUUUCUAACUGGGAAGGAGUUGAUGUAAAUAAUUCAAGUGCAACAAAUAAAACACUUCUUGCAUAUGCAAGACAUGGAGGGAAAAAGCCUAUGUUAGAUGUUCUUAAGAACCCGGAAACUAUUUCACCCAAGGGCAAUACACCCCUCCACUGUGCAUCACUGGCGGGCCAUACAGAAAUUGUCAAGUUGCUGCUAAUGAAAAAAGCAGACGUUAAAAGGGAAACGCCUACCCACCACACAGCUUUGCAUUAUGCUGCUCUCACAGGUGACGCUGUUUUGGUCAAAGUGUUGAUCCUUCAUGGAGCCGAUCCCAAUGCUAAAGACGAGCGAAGUACCACACCUCUUCAUUAUGCCGCUCUUUGCGGACACACUUCGGUAGUCGAGCUGCUGGUGGAAGAGAGAGCAGACAUAAACAUUCGGACAGACAUGGGACUCUCAGUCCUUCACAAGGCUUCCUUCUAUGGAAGGCUGUCCACUGUCCAGAAACUUGUUGAACUAGAAAAAACUCUUGUCAACACACUUGACAAGGAGAAAUUGAGUGCAGAAGACACAGCUCUCAUCCGCGGCCAUGUUCACACAGCCUGGUGGCUCAACAAGAAUGCACAUCGAGCUUCUUUCCAAGAUCAGAAGCACUUAAUGAAUAUUUGCAUGAGACAAUACAAGAAGAGCGGAGACUUCUACCACGCUUACUGCAGAGAGAAGAACGCGAGCGCGGAAGCCUUGGCCACUGCCGUUGACUUCGGCGUCUGCGACAUGCACUACCAGGACGAGCGGGGCCGGACGCUGCUCCACGUGGCGGCGGAGCAGGGCGACCGACCCAAAAUCGGGGUCCUGCUGGAGCGCGGCGCCCUGCCCACCGCCCGCACCCACGACGGCAAGACGCCCUCGGACCUCGCCCGGGAGAAGGGCCACCUGGAGGCUGCAAAGGCGAUUGCAGACGAGGUCAAAGUUGAAGAAACGGAUUGCGAAAAGAACAAGCUUUAUAUUCGCCUGCUGAAUCUGAUAUCGGAAGCAGCAAAAUAUGACGUACAAGGAGAUAACGAGGAACAGGCCGCCCGCCUGGCAGCCGUGAAGGAGGCCUCCUCACUGCUAGCGUCCGGUGCCCCUUUGGAGCCCCCGGAAGGACACUCCUGCUACCCGCUGCACCUUGCCAUUGCAACCAAUUGCACUCCUCUGUUGCCACUUCUACUAGCUGCUGGAGCGCCAAUGACGUCGUCUUCUGAUGGCUUUGGUCCAGUGCAGUUGGCAUGGAUGACCCCAGAUGUCACAACAUGGGUUGGAGUCGUUGUUACAAGGGCUGUGAUCCACAAGAUUCUGAUGGAAAUGUCGCUCCUGGAUGCCGACUUGCAGCUUUUCGCAGAAUAUUUAGUGAAUUCCUUGGAAGGAAAGAAACCUUGGGAUGCAAAGGUCAGCAUACCAGAAAACUCUGCAAUAACACUAGACAGUCUGCUGUUCCGAGCCUGUGCCAAUGGAGCAACCACAUUCGCUUGGUGGAUCUGGCACAGCGGCGGCAGUGCCGUGUCCCAGAAUAAGGACAAAAGAACACCCCUACACGCGGCCCUUGACUCGGGACACCUCGACACAGCUAUCUCCCUCGUCCUCCACAUGGGGGCAAACCUCUUCCUGCGGGACAACAAGGGGCGGGCCCCCAUCAACCUCAUACCAGAUGAGGUUUCAAGACGGCAAGUUUUGAAGGCUUCUUUGGGGAGAGAAUAUCAACGUCUGGCUGAUGAAUCGGAAAAAGCGAGAGAGCCUGCCCAGAAACAGGAAGUAAAACAGUUUAUCUUACUUCUCCUUUCACUGUAUUCAGAAGAUAUGGAUACUCAUAAUGGAACACUUUGUUGGAAGGCAGUCUUCGGGUGGCUUAAUGAUGAAUUAUCUGAAAGUAAAGAUUCAGAUGACGUUACCUACAACGACCGUUUGGAAUUCAUUAUUGAAAAGCGGGCCAAACAUUCUGCAUCUAAUGUAGUAAUGAGUAAUAGAGAAAGAAAUAUGCCACUGAACACGUUUAGUAAAAUCAUAGAGAAAGCAUUGGUUCUGAGUUGUGAAAAGGAGUUUCCACUGUUUCUCCAUCUCCUGGUGCAAGUGGGAGGCCAGAAGGUCGAUCAAGAACUGGAAGUGUGUCGGGCAUCGCCCUUGCAUUACGCCGCUCUGAAGAACAACGCUUCCGCAGCCAGGUACCUCGUCAGUCACGGAACUUUUAACGCUUCCAGCAACAAAGCUAUUGAUCUAUUAGAUGGCUACAAGAACUACCUGAAGCUAUAUGAAUUAGACUCAGAGUCUCUGCUAGAUAUAGACAUGCAGAAAACGAACACUGGCCCUCAAAGAACAGAAGCUCUUUUGAAUGAAUUAAAGAAAAAAUGGCAGUCGGACGGCAUAGAAAAAUCAGUAGCUAAAGUCCAUGUUAACUAUACAAGGGGAGAAUCACAUGUUAUAAAAGACGCUGUAUUCAACCUGGUAAAGAGUGUGCAAAAUUCAGUUGCAAAUAAAAACACGGUGUUCAGUGGGGAACUCCUAAUGCUGGGAAGUUCAGCAGACAAUGUAAGGCUUUUUUGUCCAGACGAAUUCGACUAUAACAUUGUAUUAAGCAAUUUACAUGGGUUUGGUAAUGGAGACCUACAAGUGUCAUUGCAAGAAGUGGGACUUUCUUAUACUGGCUGCAGAACAAAGAUUAAUGUAUCAUCAAACAGCCAAGGCAUUAUUCCCCUUCUUAAAGGAAGUAAUUUCUUACACACAUUUUACAAUUUGGUUAAAGAAUGCAUAACAAAUUUUGAACCUGAAGAUGAGAGAAUAGCUAUUAUUCCACCUGGGAUAAAAAAGACUCAGGUUGGGGUGGGACUCAGCCUUGCCUGGACGGGUAAGGAGUUCCCUUUACUGCUGGUGGAUGUGGAUAUCGUACCCACCAUGGAGGCUCCCUGGCCAGCAGAUCUGCCGAGGCCUCCUCUCACACCGCCUCACCUGAAGUCAGUCUACAUCAACAGCAUUGGCAACGGCGAGUGGAGGUUCUCCUUCGCAAAAGCAGAGAAUGAAAUCAUGAAGAAUCUGACUGACGACCAGCGGCAAGUGUUUCUGGCCUGUAAGAUGGUUCUUAGUUGCCUCAAAGUGGAAAAGUGGGCACCAAGAGAGAUUCAGAACAGAUUCAAGUAUUUUGAUAAAAUCUUCUCUAAAAUCCCCUCCCCAAAAGGAUUUGUCUUAAAGAACACAUUUUUCUUGGAACUGCAAGAAUUUAAAAACAACAGUUACUACUGGACGGACCACUCAAGUAAAAGGAUAAGAACAGUUUUUAAACGGAUGUGCGAAAAGGAUACUGAAGAAGCUUCGAAAAUAGAAGCUUACUUUGCUGGCGGCACACAAGCAUCAUGCCUUGGACAUGGAGCGUCAGAAGUUGUUAAAUUCUUCACUCCAAAACCUGGCUUUCAUGGACAAAUAUUCCUUCAGACAUCUUAA